AUGGACAAAGUCUCUGCAUUUGGCAAAAAUUUCACGGCCUCCUUCACUCCAUUUGCCGCACGCACGCAGCAAUAUGUGAAGGAACAGCUUGGGCAAGCUGAGGAUAAGACCCAGCUACCCCCCGAUUAUAUCGAACUCGAGAAGAGGGUCGAUGCUCUAAAGCAAGUUCAUCAGCAGAUGCUGCAGGUUACCUCCCAAUACUCCAACGAAGCAUACGAUUACCCAGCGAACAUCAAGGAGAGCUUCAGCGAUCUUGGGCGCACAGUCAGCGAAAAAGUCCACCUUCUAUCCACGGCAACCUCCCCCGCCGAAGCCCAAGCAGCUCUCACAGCUCCCCCAUCCGCUAAGCCGCAACCCAAGACGUUCAACCAUGCCAUUGCUCGUGCCAGUUUGUCCAGCAGCCAGAUCCUCCAACAACAACACGCGGGUGCUGGCGAGGACCCUCUCGCAAUUGCACUAGAGAAAUAUGCCCUUGCCAGCGAGCGCGUGGGCGAAGCCAGACUUGCGCAAGACUCUCAGAUCCAAAGCCGCUUUCUAGCUGGCUGGAGUACAACCCUCAACACAAACCUGAUGUUCGCGACCCGCGCCCGGAAAAAUGUCGAGAAUUCGAGGCUGCUCCUCGAUGCUGCAAAGGCCAAUGCCAAGAGCCCUGGAUGGCACUUGCCUGGCCAGGCAUCAGGACGCGCUGAGGGACACGAUGAAGGAGAGCCCUCCGAGGAUGCUCGUGUUGAGAUUGAGCAGGCAGAGGAUGAAUUUGUUGGCCAGACUGAGGAGGCUGUUGGCGUCAUGAAAAAUGUGCUUGAUACCCCAGAGCCUCUCCGAAACCUCGCCGAUUUGAUCGCUGCCCAGCUUGAAUUCCACAAGAGAGCGUAUGAAAUUCUUAGCGAGCUCGCACCUGUUGUUGACGGUCUGCAAGUGGAGCAGGAAGUGAGUCGAUCUAAAGACUUCUCCGCAUAA
Venustampulla echinocandica is the source of this 957-nucleotide messenger RNA. RefSeq lists its product as uncharacterized. The coding region runs from base 1 to 957 and encodes 318 amino acids. The record is from RefSeq and is a predicted model, not a curated record. The transcript is spliced from 5 exons. Lineage: Eukaryota; Fungi; Ascomycota; Leotiomycetes; Helotiales; Pleuroascaceae.